Molecule: messenger RNA, 816 nt
Organism: Meloidogyne enterolobii
Lineage: Eukaryota; Metazoa; Nematoda; Chromadorea; Rhabditida; Meloidogynidae
Source: the annotation of a GenBank genome assembly
AUGUAUUAUUUUUAUUUUCUCUACUUAAAUAAAAGACUUUACAAAAAUUUUUUUUUAGUUGUUUCAGGGAUUUUUAUAUUUAAAAAAAUUAUUUUUAAAUUAUUCUCUUUUAUUCAAAUGUCACACUCAUCUAAUAAUACUUCAAAAAACAACAAAGAAAAUGGCAAUAAUUCCAGAAACUUUCGACCGUCAAAACAACGAAAACAAAAUGAAAAUUCUCAAAAAAAUUUGGAAGGCAAUAAAAAUGGGGAAUAUGUUCCGAGAAUGGAUAUUGUGGAAAAGAAAUAUAUUCCUGAAGAUUAUUUAAAUAAAUCUUUUGUUGGCUGUUCUUCAUCUCCAAGGACUCCUUCAAAAAAUAUUAAAAUUAUUACACCAACUAGACAACAAAACGUAAACAAAAUAUUUAAUAAAUAUUUACAAAAAGAUGAAACAAAAAUUGAAUCCAGUAUCAGGAAAAAUUCAAAACAAUUUCAGCAGCAAAAUGGAGGGAAAUUAAAUAAUCAGAAUAAAUACAGCAAUCAAAAUGGAUCUCAUUUCAACAAAAAUAUUCAAAAUAAUCGUCCUUUAAUUAGGCAAAGUCCUACUUCUUUAUUACGUCCUUUAAAAGAAGAACUUAAAAUUGAUGGAAAGUCUAGUGAAUUUAAACCUUUAUUAUAUGGUCAAUUUAACUCUUCGCCUGUCAUUCCACAAGAUGUAAAUGGCCGUCCUCCAAGAAGAAGGAGACAUCGUCCAAGGAGUUCAAUUCCUGCUGAAAUUAAUGGAAAUACUUUGUCUGGUAAUGAAGAAGAAGUAUUUACUCGUUCUUUAGGUUUUUAA